Messenger RNA from Betta splendens (Siamese fighting fish), 2508 nucleotides. RefSeq names its product ribose 5-phosphate isomerase A (ribose 5-phosphate epimerase) (gene rpia). Gene Ontology annotation, cellular component: intracellular membrane-bounded organelle. Gene Ontology annotation, molecular function: ribose-5-phosphate isomerase activity. The transcript has 9 exons. Gene Ontology annotation, biological process: D-ribose metabolic process; pentose-phosphate shunt, non-oxidative branch. The record is from RefSeq and is a predicted model, not a curated record. NCBI's taxonomy places the organism in Eukaryota, Metazoa, Chordata, Actinopteri, Anabantiformes, Osphronemidae. The coding region runs from base 100 to 918 and encodes 272 amino acids.
UCCUUUUGGCGCAGCGUCCCGGUGACGUCGCUGCUGUCGCUGCACCACCGUCGGUUCCAUUUAGUGUGUGGUGCGUUGUGGGCCGGGCCGGACCGGGCCAUGACACUGCGGGGGUGGGUCUCCCUCGCUAAGAUCACAGCUGGAGCUCUGUCAUCGGGUCCGCGCGGCGCACAGGAGCACGUGCGUGCGUUCGGUCGGUCCGCGGUAAACAUGGCAGAGGAGGCGAAGAAGCUGGCUGCGGUGGCGGCUGUGGAUAACCACGUGCAGAACAACCAGGUGGUCGGAGUGGGCAGCGGCUCGACCAUCGUCUAUGCUGUGGACAGAUUAGCUGAGAGGGUGCGUCAGGAGAAGCUGAACAUCGUGUGUGUCCCCACGUCCUUCCAGGCUCGUCAGCUGAUUCUGCAGCACGGCCUCACGCUGUCGGAUCUGGACAGGCACCCAGAACUGGAUGUGGCAAUCGACGGCGCAGACGAGGUGGACGCAGACCUGACGCUGAUUAAAGGUGGAGGCGGCUGUUUAACUCAGGAGAAGAUUGUGGCCGGAUGUGCUAAGCGUUUUAUUGUCAUUGCCGACUACAGGAAAGACUCCAAGGCUCUGGGCCAACAGUGGAAGAAAGGAGUUCCCAUCGAGGUGAUCCCCAUGGCGUACGUCCCCAUCUCCAGGACCAUAGCCAAGCGUUUCGGAGGGGAAGCCAGCCUACGGAUGGCUGUCAGUAAAGCUGGUCCUGUGGUCACUGACAACAGCAACUUCAUUCUGGACUGGAAGUUUGCGCAGGCUCAGAACUGGAAGGAGGUCAACACAGCAAUUAAAAUGAUUCCAGGUGUGGUGGAGACGGGCCUCUUCGUCGGCAUGGCUGAACGGGCCUACUUUGGCAUGGAGGAUGGAAGCGUGCAGGUUCGAGAUCCUCACGUUAACUGAGGCCUUCGCCACAAUCACAGUCCCUCCUCUUUUCAGAUGAACUCAUUUCUCCCACAAGUGCCGUGUUAAUAAUUUACACCCGGUCUCAGACCAUGUUUAGACAGAGCUGGAUAAAACUGGAACAGGGACAUUUUCACACAUCUCAAAAUCAGCAUUGGUUAGUUUUUCUCAUCUGGGAGAUGCUGCAUCUGAUUAUGCAUAUUAUAGAGUUUCAAAGUGCCUGAGUUAAAUCACCAUUGAUAUGCUUCAUGUCUAGAUUUACUGCGUGGUCAAACUGGGAGUUUGGGCUUUUUGUGCGCAGUAAUUGGUGGGUUUGACUGAAUGUCUGCACAACUGUGGUUCUGAACCAGCUCGGUGAAUUAAAACAGUGCCGCUAAGUUGAACUAAGGCAGGCCUUGAGAUUAUGUUUUCAAAUCUAUUAAAAUGCACUAUGCCAUUAAAGGUACAAGCUUAUAAUGAUCCAUGAAACUACUAUCAUUUGUUCAUCUGCAGCAAAUGGCAAGGUUCUGCUACUAAAGUGAAGCCAAAGACGCUGUGAGCAGUAACAAAGCUGAUUUACCUUUGUUUAAUUGGACCACAGAACAGAGAUUAGUAUGAACAAUUUGAGAAAACAUUUAUGUGUAGCAAAGAAUAAAAUUCUCUAAUUAACAGACUAAUUUAAACAGCAAGGUUCAAAAUGAAUGAGAUGGCUGACGCUGCAGACACCCUGUGGUGCAUGAGUCCUACUUCCAUCAUUUGGUUGUAGUGCUGUGAUAAUGUGAUAUGGCACCGAGCUGGACAGCAGUUAGUACAGAGCAUUUCACACCCUUACCGUUGGACCAGUGCUGUGUCUUCUGUUCUGCGGUGGUGUCGACUAUGAAGACAGAGUUGUGGAAAUAUUUGUGGUUUCCUCCGUUUCCACAGCUGUUCCUGCAGAGUUACACUAGUCAGUCAGCGGGUUUUAAAGGCUGCACCCACUGUUGAACAGAGAACAAACCAUGAAUAUUUGUACUUUCCUGUUUGUAUGUCUUUUUUCUUUGUGCCUGUACAUCACUUCUGACGCUUUUUUUUUAAACACAAGCUGUUUGUUUACAGGAAACCCUUUGCCAUGAAUUCAUUUUAAUAUAGAGUUGUAUGGAGGCCAUGCUGACAAUGCUAAACCUCCAGCUGAACCAUACAAAUGUUGGCUGCACAGGAAUUAUUGAAUCUCCUUAAAUAUUUUACCAAUCCCCCCCAUUUCUAAACUCUAGUUCUUUACACACAUUUCUUGACUGUCCAGAGCAACCAACGUUUGUCUGAAAGUUUCUAUUUUUUUUUUCCACAACGCCUUUAGAUUUUUAAAAACUUUACAAUUAAGCAGUUUCACUCUUAAUAACUACAAGCAGUCUUAUUAUUUGUAUUGUUCUACUGGAAGGAAGAUGUCAGGUUUAUUAACAUCGGGCCUGUAGACACUAGUGUUUAACUGGACUGAAAAUGUGCUUAUUUUGUUUAAUUGCGUUGGAGAUUUCUGCACCAGCAGUCGUUUUGUUUCUUUUCUUACCAGUGUGACUGUGAUUGCGUUUUCACUGUGACGGUACAAUGCUUUGCCAACCAAUACAGGACCAAAAUGAC